Bactrocera oleae (olive fruit fly) is the source of this 610-nucleotide messenger RNA. RefSeq lists its product as uncharacterized. The record is from RefSeq and is a predicted model, not a curated record. NCBI's taxonomy places the organism in Eukaryota, Metazoa, Arthropoda, Insecta, Diptera, Tephritidae.
ACUAAACACAGCAGAAGUUUGUAGCUUCACUUACUUCGCCUAUAAUUCGGAGAAUUUUGCAACAUGAAAAUCGCUCUCAUCGUACUCUUUGCCGCCGGUAUGGCCAUGGCUGCACCCGUUGAGGAAUCCUCGGUAAAGGAGAAGCGCGGUCUCGCCUUGGGUUUGGGCUACCAUGCACCAUUGUUGACGCAUUCAACAACUCAAUUGGUGGCACCAACUAUCUAUCAAUCGGCAGAAUUGUUGCAUGCACCCAUCGUGCAUGCGCCAAUUAUUACGCAACAUGCACCAAUUUACACUGCACACGCCAUUUCGCAUUCGAUUCUGCCAUCCUAUCAUUUCCCAGCUUAUUCUGCGCUGCAUCUCAAAUAAAUGCGUGAAAGUUGUGUAAUUCUAUUUGUUGCGGAUGGCAAAGGUUCGAAGGUGAAUGGCAACAACAACAACAAUAAUAAUUACAACAAAAAAUAUGUACUAAGAUGAUGACAGCAAAAAGUGUAGCAUCAGUUGAGAGGAAUGAGGCAAGCAGCAACAGUCGAGAAUACAACAAAAAUCACGAAAAAUUAAGAAAUAAAAAUUGCUUUAUAAUAUGUGGCAACACUAACUAAAAACAAAA